Messenger RNA from Glycine soja, 666 nucleotides. RefSeq lists its product as uncharacterized. The record is from RefSeq and is a predicted model, not a curated record. The transcript has a single exon. The coding region runs from base 1 to 666 and encodes 221 amino acids. NCBI's taxonomy places the organism in Eukaryota, Viridiplantae, Streptophyta, Magnoliopsida, Fabales, Fabaceae.
AUGGUAGCAUUCAUGGCUGACAUUGAGGGUGUUCAGAUCCAACCUUCAAGUCGGGAUUUUCUCAGCUGGGGGGCUGAUCCUGCUGGUUAUUACUCCACAAAGUCAGCCUACAAUCUCCUCAAGGCUGAGGGCAAUUCUAUUUCUGAAGACAGCAACUACAAGAUCAUUUGGAGACUGAAAAUUCCCCCAAUAGCAAGUGCUUUCUCUUGGAGAAUCUUCAAGAACAGACUACCUACUAGGGAUAAUCUAAGGAGGAGACAUGUGGAGCUGCCCUCUUACAACUGUCCUCUUUGUGAUCAGGAUGAGGAAACUACUGGCCAUAUUAUGUAUUCUUGUAGGAAAACUAGACAUCUUUGGUGGGAGAGUUUGAGAUGGGCCAAUAGGAUGGUUCCUUUCCCUAUUGAACCCAAAUGCCAUUUUGUGAAAUUCUCUCAAUGGAGUGGAAAAAGCAAUGUAGACAACCGAUGGAAAGCUUUCUGUAUAGCUUUAUCCAUGACUAUUUGGAAGCAUAGAAAUGCCUUGGUGUUUAACAACCAGAAUUUCAGCACCGAAAAAGUCAUGGACGAAGCUUUGUUUCACACUUGGUCUUGGAUCAACUGCAUGGAGAAAGAUUUCCAUACACAUUUUAAUCAAUGGUCUACUUGCUUAAAGGAGGAAAUGUCCUAG